AUGUCCAGACGAUACGACGGUCGUACGACCACUUUCUCCCCAGAAGGCCGUCUUUUUCAGGUGGAGUACGCCAUGGAAGCCAUCAACAAUGCCGGGUCAGCUGUGGGGAUCCUUGCCAAGGACUGUAUUGUAAUUGCAGCGGAAAAGAAGACGGUGUCAAAGCUGCUAACGCCCAGUAAGACAAGUGAGAAGACCAUUAAGCUGGACGAUCACCUGAUCUGUGCGGUGGCAGGUUUGACUGCCGAUGCCAAUAUUCUCGUGAACUACGCGCGUCUGUCUGCGCAGCGCUACGAGCUGGCAUACCAGGAGAAAGAGCCGUGCGAACAGCUGGUGCAGACCAUUUGCAAUUAUAAGCAGGCGUACACGCAAUUUGGUGGACAGCGUCCUUUUGGCGUCUCGUUCCUAUACGCUGGAUGGGAUCGCCAUCAUGGCUUCCAGCUGUACCAUAGCGACCCUAGUGGAAAUUAUGGCGGAUGGAAGGCCACCGCUAUUGGUGCCAACAACCGCGCCGCCAAGAGCAUGCUCAAGAGUGAUUAUGAGGAGGGUAUGACUGUAGAUGAGGCGUUGGCGUUUUCGGUGAAGGUCAUGAACAAGACCAUGGAUUUGACUUCUCCCACAGCAGAGAAGCUUGAGUUUAUGACUGUUACGCGGGACGCUAACGGCACGAUCGUGCACCGUCAACUGACAGAGAAAGAGACUGAAGUACUGUUGCAGAAGGCAGCCACGGACACAGCUGCUUCAGGCGACAUGUAA
Peronospora belbahrii is the source of this 753-nucleotide messenger RNA. Lineage: Eukaryota; Oomycota; Peronosporomycetes; Peronosporales; Peronosporaceae. The record is from the annotation of a GenBank genome assembly.